AUGUCUACUACGAAAAACUCUCUCUCUCUCUCUCUCUAUCUCUCGCCACCUCUCUCUCUCUCUCUCUUUGCUUCUCUUACAGAACGAAACAAAACAGCAAUCAACAUAUUCUCUCUCUCUCUCUCUCUAUCUAUCUAUCUAUCUAUCUAUCUAUCUAUCUAUCUAUCUAUCUAUCUAUCUAUCUAUCUCUCUCUCUCUCUCUAUAUAUAUAUAUAUAUAUAUAUAUAUAUAUAUAUAUAUAUAUUAAAACACACGGCUUUCUUUCUUUCUUUCUUUCUUUCUUUCUUUCUUUAUUUAUUUAUUUAUUUAUUUCUGUUCCUAUCUAUCUAUCUAUCUAUCUAUCUAAAUAUGCGUACGCCUAUUAGAGUGACAGUGAGUAGAGUUUUUCAUAUCUCUCUCUUUCACACACAGGAACACACACGCGAACAACUCUCUCUCUCUCUCUUUUCUUCUAUCUGUUUUCCUCUCUCUUUCUCUAUCUCUUGA
This is a messenger RNA of Acanthosepion pharaonis, 486 nucleotides long. The record is from the annotation of a GenBank genome assembly. NCBI's taxonomy places the organism in Eukaryota, Metazoa, Mollusca, Cephalopoda, Sepiida, Sepiidae.